CAAAAACACAAAACCACCACCGCCAUCUGUUGUCGUCGCCGCUGCUGCUAGGCCGGACCUGGAUCAGGGACAGCGUCAGUGCUGAUUGCUGACGCUUAAGACAGACAAAUUCGCCAGCAUGGCGCCACCUCCCAAGGACUGGAUGGAGGAGAGCAUUUCGUCUCCGCCACCCGCACCGCGAAGAACCACCGUCCGGUUUGCGCCGAAGAAGUCAGCAGCGCUGCUUCCGUCUACAGUCCUUCGCGUUGCUAGGGAGCGCGACGUCAACGCCCUCGCGGAGAGACGAGAAGCGUUUCGAAGAUUCUCCGCUGGUCUUGGAGACGACAGCGAAAGUGACGACGACGACCACGACGACGCCAUUCCCAAGGCCAAUGGCAACCAUGAAACUGCUGUGCGAGCUAUGAGCCCGCCAGCACAUGAAUGGAUGAGGGAAAAGGCGGCAACCAGCCACCCUGAUGGCGACGAUAGUGGUUGUAGUGUGACCACCGUACCGGAGCUUCAGCAGACCCAUUCGACCGCUACCUUCUCCCGGUCUAGCAGUCCGCGUACUCCGGUUGACGAUGUAGCGCCUGCCCUAAGGUUCGGCAUCGAGGAAGACGUUGAUGGCGCCAUCGCUGACGUUACGAGCACUAUGCUGCAUGCCAUGGAGAACAUCGGCAAACCGGACGUUGGGCCGUUCAUGGGCAGUCCGCCGAUCAAGCAAGAACCGGAUUCCACAGCGGAUGUCUCCAGAGAGGGCGCCGGUGGCGUCACAACAGCAGACCCAGUGGUAGCUAAUUCGAAUGGGACAGCGCGGGCACCGAGGCGCAAGCGCAAGUCCACCGGCAUCAAGAGCGAGCACUUCCCGGCCUUAGACUCUCCAGCAGCUCCAUCAAGGAGGAGCCAACGCAAGUCGACCGGCAUCAAGACCGAGCAUUUCCCGCCUGUAGAUUCCUCACAGGGUCCGGUAAGGAGGAGCCAACGUAAGUCCACCGGCGUCAAGAGCGAACACUUCCUGCCCGAAAACCUGGACCGUGUAGAUCUGCCCGCGUCCAAGAAGAGGAAGCGCGCACCAGCGGGCAUAUCAGUCGCACUAGUACCAUCAACUACAGCCGAUGACUUCGGCAUCAUACAGGAGAAGACCUGGACGCAGCCUUUCUGGCUCCUAGUCGCUGUAACCUUCCUCAACAAGACAACCGGACGUGCAGCGGUCCCCAUCUUCUGGGCGCUCAAAGGCCGCUACGAAACACCGGAGAACCUGGCCAAAGCCGACCCACGCGAAAUCCACGAUAUGAUUAAGAGUCUUGGCCUGCAGAAUCAACGCACUAGGAGGCUGAUUAAGCUGGCUGAGGCGUGGGUGGCGAAUCCACCCGUCAUGGGAGUGCGCUAUAAGACUACUAACUAUCCUAAUCACGGCGACCAUAAGGAGUACAACCGGGCGGCGAGCAUUGGUGGAGACGAGAAAGACUGUAAAGGCGCGCUUGAGAUUGGACAUCUUCCUGGUCUAGGCCCGUACGCGUGGGAUAGUUGGCGUAUCUUUUGCCGCGAUGUGCUGCGUGGCGCGAGCGAUUACAAAGGAAAGGAUGCGCAUGCCUGUGAUGAGGAUGGAGAGGAGUGCGAAUUCGAGCCUGAGUGGAAACGCGUUCUGCCGAAGGAUAAGGAGUUGAGGGCUACGCUGCGUUGGAUGUGGUUGAAGGAGGACUGGAUUUGGGAUCCUGAGACGGGCAACAAGCGCCGGGUGACGGAGGACGAGAUGAUGCAUGGCCUUCUGGGUGAGAUGGAAGUUGCUGAUGCUGAGGAGAGGAAGUUCGCCUUGCGUGCGGUCCGGGUGAAGGAAGAGGAUACGAAGCCGUCGUUGGUAGUGAAGCUCAGAGUGGGUAAGGAGAGGUUGGAAGAGACACUUGGCUAGCGCUCUGCCCACAAGGAUAGGAAUAGCGCAGGACGCUGUUUGAGUAAGCACAGCCGUCUCCUAGCCACAAUGGGGAAUUGGGAAGGACUGUGAGCUUGUUUGCCGCGCUUGCAUAGCUUCGCCGAUUAACGAACGUCUGACA
Molecule: messenger RNA, 2030 nt
Organism: Baudoinia panamericana UAMH 10762
Lineage: Eukaryota; Fungi; Ascomycota; Dothideomycetes; Mycosphaerellales; Teratosphaeriaceae
Exons: 1
Coding region: 119-1888 (589 amino acids)
Biological process (GO): base-excision repair
Cellular component (GO): nucleus
Molecular function (GO): catalytic activity; DNA binding
Source: RefSeq, a predicted model, not a curated record